Molecule: messenger RNA, 1377 nt
Organism: Entrophospora sp. SA101
Lineage: Eukaryota; Fungi; Glomeromycota; Glomeromycetes; Entrophosporales; Entrophosporaceae
Source: the annotation of a GenBank genome assembly
AUGGAAAAAAUGGACAUUUCCUCAUCUGACGAGAAUACUACACCUCCACCCAAAGAAGUCACAAAUUCAUCAUCUCAAGCUUCUUCAAAUCCCGAGUUAUCACCAAAUUCAUCCAAUUCCACAGAAACAAAUUCUCAACCAUCUAGUAAUAGACUUCAGAUAGAUGACAUCUAUAGUUUAAAUGAAUCACAAAAGGCUGCUUUAGAUAAAGCAAAAGCCUACAUAAGAGAAAUACAAACUGUGCUAUUGCAAACAAUUGAUAAAAGAAAUGACUCACCACCAAUUGAUUCUUAUUAUUUUUCAACUUCUAACCUGGGAUUAACAUCUGGGAUAAUGGAUCUUCGAUCUAUAUCUGUAUUAUCACGUAUUUAUGUUGGAUCAAUUAAUUUUGAACUAACUGAACAACAUGUACGUGUUGUAUUUGGACAAUUUGGCACAAUAAAAAGCAUCAGCAUGUCAUUAGAUCCACUUACAGGUAAACAUAAAGGUUUUUGUUUUAUUGAAUAUGAAACUCCCGAGGGUGCAUCAUUGGCUCUUGAAACAAUGAAUGGUGCCGAAUUAGGUGGAAGACAGUUGAAAGUUGGUAGACCAAAUAAUUAUACAGCUGCUACAGCUGCUGGAUUUUUGCCACCACCAAAGACUCGAAUAUAUGUUUCAAAUGUUAAUGAAUACAUAAGUGAGAGAGAUUUAAUGAGCAUAUUUGAAUCAUUUGGCAAGAUUAUACAUUGUGUUCUAAUGCCUGAUCUCAUUACAAGAAAACAUAAAGGAUAUGGAUUCAUCGAAUUUGAGGAUGAAAUUGCUGCUAAUACAUCAGUAACCUCUAUGAAUAAUUUUGAGUUGGGAGGGUUGAUGUUACGUGUAAGGAAAGCAGUAAUUGGUGGACCUCUUAGUGAAGGCAUGAAGUCAAUUGAGAAGUUACCGCCACCAUUACCACCACCUCCGCAAGCAUCAUCAUUAUCACUUUUUGGAGGGAUGUCAUCAUCAUCAACUUUACUGUCUGCAGCAGCUCAAAAUGUAGCAGCAAAAAUAGCGGUGGAUAUUGUAUCAAGAAGUCAAACGUCUGUGGAAUCAGUUGCUCAAGAAGAAAACAUGAGUAUUACUUCCAGUCAACAAAUUGAUGAUGCUCUUGAAGAUGAAAUUCGUGAUGAAUGUAACAAUUAUGGCAAAGUAGUUAAAGUAGUAGUUCAUAUUAGUAAAGAUGAUGGUCAUGAAUUUGAAAAUGAAGAGGAAUCAGUGAAAAUUUUUGUUCAAUAUGAUGAUGGAAUAACUGCAGAGAAGGCCAAACAAAAAUUGGAUAAUAGAUGGUUUGGUGGACGUAGGAUAAGUGCAUUGUUAUAUGACUUCAAAAGAUUUCAAUUAGGCGAUUAUUCAAAUUAA